AUAAUAUCGCCAAAGGAUUAGUCAAAUUUGGUGUCAAAAAGGGAGACAAAGUGAUCAUUUGGGCGGACACUCGGCUCGAGUGGACACUAUGUAGUCUAGCGCUCAUGAAAAUUAACGCAACGUUAUGUACGCUAUUCUCUACAUUAGGAACUCCUGGUCUAAUAUAUGGCAUAAACCAAACGGAAUCCCAAACUAUUAUAACAACAUUUGAUUUAUUACCCAAAUUGAAGGGUUUUCUUCACGAAGUGCCGAAUUUAAAGUCAAUUGUUUACAUAAAGAAUACGAGAGACCAAUCAUUGAGUGAUAGUUUUCCCGACAAUCUUUCGGUCAAAUCAUUAGAACAGUUAGAAGAGUGCGGAACCAAUGACAAGAGGGAACUCGAAUAUGAUUUACCAAAAGAUACCAAAGAAACGGCGGUUAUUAUGUAUACAUCGGGAACCACUGGCAAUCCGAAGGCCGUUUGUAUAUCACAUAAGUCACUGAUGGCGAGUCUCAAAGUACUUCUUAGCAACACUACCGAUGAUAUGUCGGACGGAGUCGAUAAUCAUAGUUAUAUGUCUUAUCUGCCAUUGGCUCACAUUUUGGGCUUUACUUUUGAAAUGUUUCUACUUUUUGGUGGCGUCAGAAUCGGAUACAGUUCGCCAUUUACACUGACCGACACAUCGCCAGGUCUGGCCAAAGGACAGUUAGGGGACGCCAGACUUCUUCAGCCGACAUCGAUGACAGCGGUUCCUCUAGUGUUGGAUCGCAUUUUGAAAGAAAUAUAUGAGAAACUCAACUCCAGAUCUCCCAUA
Molecule: messenger RNA, 794 nt
Organism: Medioppia subpectinata
Lineage: Eukaryota; Metazoa; Arthropoda; Arachnida; Sarcoptiformes; Oppiidae
Source: the annotation of a GenBank genome assembly